This is a messenger RNA of Haliotis rubra (blacklip abalone), 2032 nucleotides long. Its product is annotated as GTPase IMAP family member 4-like. The transcript is spliced from 3 exons. NCBI's taxonomy places the organism in Eukaryota, Metazoa, Mollusca, Gastropoda, Lepetellida, Haliotidae. The coding region runs from base 132 to 1046 and encodes 304 amino acids. Gene Ontology annotation, molecular function: GTP binding. The record is from RefSeq and is a predicted model, not a curated record.
CCUCAACUCGCCAUGUGACUAAUUGUAUCCAAACUGUAGCAGCACAAAACCGGGGACUGGUGUCAGACAGUACAGCUGGACUAGGGCAGGGUGUGCACACAGCUGACAGUUCAAACGGCUUUCCUAUUGCAAUGGCUGACAAAGAAAAUCCUACCAGUUUUCUGGAGGGGGAAAUUCGAAUGGUACUUUCUGGAAAGACUGGAGUAGGUAAAAGUGCCACAGGGAAUACAAUAUGUGGAUCCGGAAAGAUGGAACAGAUAUUCCAAGCAAUGGCAGAGGGAUCUGGUACAAAGACAUGUCAACAACAUUCCUUAAAUCGCUUUGGGCACGACUUGCAACUUGUUGAUGUCCCAGGUUUUUGUAACACAAGCAGAUCAGACGAAGACGUCAAGCAAGAGAUCAUGAAAUGUGUGGGGAUGUCAUCUCCUGGAAUACACGCCUUUCUUUUCAUUGUGAGGAUAGGUAGGUUCGGUGAAAACGACAAACAUUCUUUGGAAACGUUUCUGCAAUGCUUUGGAGAAGACGCUAAAAGAUUCGUGAUUGUUGUAUUUACUGAAAAAGAUCACUUGGAAGAAUGCGGUGACACUAUUGACAACUACAUAUCUGAUUGUCCAGUGAAACUGAAGAAAUUUUUAUUUGAUACAAGUCAUCGCUAUAUUUCUGUCAACAACAGAGGAACGUAUGAAGAGAAGGAGAAAUUUACCAAAGACCUGAUAGACAUGGUAAAACACAUGGUUGCUGAAAAUGGUGGCGAGUGCUACACAAAUGAGAAGCAUGAGAGAUGUGAAGCUGAUCUGCCAAAAGCUGCAAAGAAUGAAAUACUUGACGAGAAGCAGAAGCUUUUCGAGGAGAAACUUAAACAAGAAGUCGUUGCCUAUGAAGAAAAAUUACAGAACCAGCGUCUUAAAAUGCAAGAAAUGGAGAAACAACUUGGAAGGGAAAGAAAUGAAGAAGAUCGGUUGAAAGAACAUCUAAAAGCCUUACAACUGAUACUAAAGGGGGAAGAAGAUAAAAAAGACAGUCAGAACAGCCUGAGAGAUGGUUGAAGUCAUGGUCUAAACAGCAGCUGAUACAAAAACUGCAAAGAUAGACGAUAGAAUAUUGCUGUGUUUCCGUGAUUCGAACAUACAAUGUUCAUCAUAGUUUUCUUCCCCCUUUAUGCCUGAUGGAAUCUGUGAGGGCAGAUAACUCAGGGAGCUGUCCGUUGUAGAAGCCGACACUGGUUACUGUUUGCCGAUGGCAAAGAAUGGCCUAACACACUUUGGCAAUGGCAGCCUCAACCGAAAAGUUACAUUAGACAGAAUGCAAAACUAAGUAUCACUGAUUUUCCGUGAUUCAUCCACCUAUGAAUGAUAAUAUUUUUUAUGCUCAGUGGAAUCUAUUGGGCAGAUACUCCAUACUCACUAUGCGUUUACUUUUAGUAUUUUAGUUUUUUGCCUCGUAUAGCAUUCGCCAGCAAUAUCACGUCAGGGGACACCACAACUAGACUUGACACAUUGUACCCAUGUGUUGGAACCCAUGAUGAGAGAGCACUUUAUCCACCAGGCUACCCAACUGAAGAGGACAUUUGAAGGAUCUGUGAUAAAAUUGGUGUCUGCUGCCAUUCCUUGUUUUGAUUUGUUCCUGAAAUUCCUGUCUUAUCGGGUGUAAUACUGCCUUGCAUUUGCUUGUGUUUGUGACAGGUACCAGGAAUGGGGCACAAUUUGCUCAUCGUUAUAACGAACACCUUUUUUAGCUUGUGUGUUUGCUUGUUACACUCGGCAAUAUCGCUAGAUGAUAUUGUGGCCUGUGAAUAAUGGAGUGUGGAGCAGAUAAUCCAGUGACUGACAUCACAUGUGUCACCAAUAAACCUGGCCAUCCGAUCCAGUUAGUCACCUCCUAAAACAAUAACGGGUUGCCACUGACUUCACUAGUGGAUCAUGAUUUAUAAACAAAUGCUUAGUACUGAAUCGCACAUUGGAUGGUGCUUUCGGUUUUAAAGCCCUGUCCAAGUGAAUUCGAGUACACGUGUGUGUGUGUGUGUGUGUGUGUG